GGCCCCUGAAGCGUGGGGCGAUGUUCUGCGCCCGUCUGCCAUGUUGGUGGCACCCAUGCGGUAUCUCGAAGAGGAAAAGAUCUCGCUGGAGAGGUUGCUGGUGAAUCCCAAAUUGGCGUCGGCCUACCUCGCCAGCUGCACUCGACAAAAUGGAGCCAAGGUCGCACACGAGGUACUGAGGCAGCUAGCGGAGAACAGCAUGCAGGUCAAUGUGUUUCACGGCAAUGCGAUCCUUGGAGCUUGCCAUGUCGGGGACUGGCGCCAUGCCUUGCACUUGCUGGAGACCUUUGGGUCGGGCGAGACCGCCGUGCAGCGCGAUGUGGUGAGCUUCAACGGUGCCAUCAACGUCCUGGAGAAAGCCUCCCACUGGUCCGGUGCCCUUGCUUUGCUUCGCAAGGCUCCGGUGCUGGGGAUCCAGUUAAGCGCCAUUGGUUACAGCACCCUGCUGAACGUGGAUCAGAGCCUUUGGAAGAUGACCUUUCACAUGUUGCUGGAAUCCCGCAGAGUGGCGCUCCACACAGGCACGAUGGGAUGCAGCGCCGCCAUCCGUGCGGCCGGACCCGGACGCUGGCGAGACGCACUGCAGCUGCUCCAGUGGAUGAUGUGGCAGAGGAUCUCAGCGGAUCGGAGCAGCUAUAACUCCGAGCUGCACAGCAUCAAGUCGCAAUGGCAGCGUGCCACACAUCUGGCCAGGAGGUUACCUCCGGACACGGUGGCCAUGAACACUGUGAUCAAUGCCUGCGCACGAACUGGCCAGUGGGCGCUGACGCUGGCCUUGCUGCGGAACAUGGCCAUCAUCCAGCUGGAAGCUGACGUCUUCAGUUGCACCACAGCUCUCGGGGUCCUCACGGAACGUGGUGGAUCUGCCUGGCGCGAAGCCAACGAAUUCCUGAGAAGCACUGGCAGCACCAAGAUACGUCCGAACCACGUGACCUUCGGCACUGCCCUUGGCUGCUGUGGGAGCAGCUGGGAGAGUGCGCAGGAGUUGAUGCAGCGUGUGUCCUUGCAGCGUUUGCAGCACGACUUGGUGAUGUGCAACAGCUUUCUGGACUGCUGUGACCGCGCGCACCGCUGGGACCUGGCGCUGCACAUCUUGACGCGUUUCGAUAUCGACGAUCAGCGGGCGCACUGGGAUGUCAUCAGUUUCACUGCUGCCAUCGCAGCCUGUGAGAAGAGCAGCCAGUGGCGUUCUGCGGUGGAUUUUUUGCCGCAGAUGACCAGAAGACAGGUGACGCCUGAUGACGUGUGCCUGAACGCCGCCAUCGACGCCUGCGCCAGCGCCGGCGAGACGUCGCAGGGCUGGCGGCUGCUGCGCCUGGCCGAGGGCAUUCCGCGCGGCGCGCGGGACGUUUCGUCGCUGCCGUGGGCCUUGGCGAGGCUGCAUUGCCACGACAGCAGCUUCGUGCAGUCGGUCUUCCGGGAUGUGGCGCAACGACUUCCUUCCUCCAACAUCUCCCCCAAGCGCUUGGCGCUGCUGAGCUGGGCCUUCGCCAUGCUGGGGGUAGAGCCCGCGGGCCACGGCACCUUUCGGCGCGAAAUUGCUGGGGCUCUUGGCAGCUGCGGGGUGCAGGACCUGUCGUUGAUGUCCUGGGGGCUCACGGGUGGUGGCUGGGAGCUGGCGCAAGAGGUGCAGAGGGCUGCGGUGGUGGAGAUGGGAAGAUCCCAACUCUCGCAUCAGGACCCCGUGGCCUUUGCGGACGCCGUUCUUGGCAUCGUUUGGGCCUGGAACUUCGCAGGGCUCUUGGGUCAGCGGCUCCUCAAAACGGCUCGAGAGGUGCUGCUGCGUGGCGCGCGAGCGAUGGACAGCGGCAAGGGAACCAGGAACCGGGUCACGGAGAGAACAGGUGUGUCGUCCACUUUCUCGGAUUGGACUUUCACGGCCGACCUUCUCUCAGCCGUCAAGCUCCGUGACGGCCAUCUGGCGAUUCCAUCCAACCACGUGGAAGCGGGAGUGGCACUGGGAGCGUGGCUGCACAGACAGGUGGACGAUGCCCAACAAGGCCGCUUGGAGGCGGAACGCUUUGACCGGUUGGCGGAGUUGGGGGUUUCCUUCGAAGAAACUUUGGAUGGCAAGUUGCUGGAGAAAGAUGAGGACCGGGACUUCAGAAAGAACUACAAACAGCUGCUAGCGUUCUAUUCCCGCGAGAGAGGGGCUGACGUUGAGGCUUCCAGCACUUGGUUGAAGAGACAACGCGUCAAAUGCAAGCAGGGUAAGCUGCCUAAAAGCCACCAGCAGUUACUGGAGAAGCUUGGAGUCAACCUGGAACCUGGGAAGAGUCUUGAGGAGAGAUGGCAAGGAAAAGUGCUCGCACUGCAAACCUUCAUUCAACGGGAAGGUCACAGUGACGUUCCCGGACGUUGCGUGGAAGGCGAUGAGCUCCUGGGGAGCUGGUUGGACGCGCAGCGCUCGCGCUGGAAGUUGGGGAAGCUGGCGCCAGAACGUGUAGAGCAACUCCAGGCCCUGGGCGUCUCCUUGCAGCAGCGUAGUGCGCAGUGGGAUGACUACGUUGAAGCCUUGCAGCGCUUCGUAGGGCGCGAAGGUCAUACAGAUGUGCCCGCAGAUCACGUGGAAGGAGCUCUGGCGUUGGGCUCCUGGUUGAACUCCCAACGCCGCCGUGCGCUGCAUGGAGGGCUGCUGCCAAAGCAGAAGCAGCAGCUGCUUCGGAUGGGAGUCGAGAUGGAAGAGGAGGAGGCCAACUGGCAGUGCCACUUCAGAGCCCUGAGUCGCUUCAAGGAGCUGGAAGGACAUGUCGAGGUAGCUGCGACUUUUCAGGGCUCUCAGCAGAUCCCGGGCCACCUUGGACGUUGGUUGUACUCCCAGAAGCUGAAGGCUUGCAAGGGCACGUUGCCCAGCCAGCGGAAGCGGAAGCUGUUGGAGCUGGGUGUGGAAUUGGAAAAAGGCCACGGCUGUGCAGCGCUGCAUCUUGGGGCACUCAUUGGUGGAAAGUAUGAAAGGUAA
Messenger RNA from Cladocopium goreaui, 2959 nucleotides. The record is from the annotation of a GenBank genome assembly. NCBI's taxonomy places the organism in Eukaryota, Dinophyceae, Suessiales, Symbiodiniaceae.